Messenger RNA from Anolis sagrei ordinatus, 810 nucleotides. NCBI's taxonomy places the organism in Eukaryota, Metazoa, Chordata, Lepidosauria, Squamata, Anolidae. The record is from RefSeq and is a predicted model, not a curated record.
UGCCAGGCCCCCCUUGGGCCCUCCCCCCUCCCCUCUUGGCCCAGGUAGAGCCCCCUCCCUCCCGCUGUCCCUGGUGCUGAAGCCCCUGGACCACCCUCAGCAUCCUCCGGGAGGGAGCCAAGGAGGCCAGGGGGGCCCCCCGGAGCCUGACUCUCAGCCGGGAUGAGCGGAGGGGUCUACGGAGGAGAUGAAGUCGGCGCCCUCGUUUUCGACAUCGGCUCCUUCUCCAUCCGGGCGGGCUAUGCGGGAGAAGACUGCCCCAAGGCGGACUUCCCCACCACCGUGGGCCUGCUUUCCCACGACGAGUCGGCCAUGGAGCUGGAAGGGGACAAGGAGAACAAGGCCGGGAAGGUCUACUACAUCGACACCAACUCUUUGCACGUCCCGCGGGAAAACACAGAGGUCAUCUCACCGCUCAAGAACGGGAUGAUUGAGGACUGGGGCUGCUUCCAGGCCAUCCUGGACCACACCUACAACAAGCACAUCAAGUCGGAGCCCAACUUGCACCCGGUGCUCAUGUCUGAAGCUCCGUGGAACACGAGGGCCAAGCGGGAGAAGCUGACGGAGCUGAUGUUUGAGCAUUACGGCAUCCCGGCCUUCUUCCUCUGCAAGACCGCGGUGCUGACGGCGUAUCCUUCUGUGCAGAGAAAAGGAAUAAGCCACCGGUCAUAUGUCAAGCAUUCCUUCGUUUGCAUCGUGAAAUCCCCUCUGGCCGGAGACUUCAUCUCCAUGCAAUGCCGCGAACUCUUCCAAGAGAUGAACAUCGAGAUCGUCCCGCCUUACAUGAUCGCUGCCAAGGUGAUGCGCUAG